AUGAGCAAAGAACAGGACAGGAGAGGUGCGAUCCUGGAAUCACUGCGCGCCGGGAAGACCGCCAAGGAGAUUGUGGAUUGGUUUGGCUACUCAAAAACGCAAGUUUACGAGAUAGCCAAAACCUAUCGAGAGGCGGACAACAAGGACGACGUUACUUCGGACCGGGCAAGCCACAGCAAGCGAUCUGACCGGAAGCGGACUGGUGAAUUCAUCGAUCAGUUAAAGGAUCGGAUUGACCAGAGUCCUGGAACCAGUAUGGCAAAGUUGGCCAAAGAUAUGGGCGUACAUCGUGCAACAGUGAGUCGUGCAGUUCACCAGGAUCUGCAUUAUAAAUCGUAUGUACUACGGAGGCGACAAUUGCUGACGGACGCCAUGAAAGUCAACCGGAAAAUCAAAUACCAAGCACUGCUAAACGACAUUAAGCACGAGAGCGCCCAUCAUCUUCGGUUCUUCACCGACGAGAAAAACUUUAUUCAGGACAGAAAGAUCAACCGCCAAAACGAUAGGUGGAUUUGCGAGGACGCUUCCGAUGUGCCGACGGUCAUGCAUACGAAGUUCCCUGCGUCGGUUAUGGUUUUGGGCGUCGUCAGCAGUGACGGAGACGUGAUGCCGCCGUAUUUCUUUGAGCAGGGACUCAAAAUCAACGCGGCGGUGUACAUCCACGUGUUAGAGACGGUCGUUAAACCAUAUAAGUGA
Molecule: messenger RNA, 696 nt
Organism: Odontomachus brunneus
Lineage: Eukaryota; Metazoa; Arthropoda; Insecta; Hymenoptera; Formicidae
Exons: 2
Coding region: 1-696 (231 amino acids)
Molecular function (GO): nucleic acid binding
Source: RefSeq, a predicted model, not a curated record